Messenger RNA from Penicillium vulpinum, 450 nucleotides. RefSeq lists its product as uncharacterized. The transcript has 2 exons. Lineage: Eukaryota; Fungi; Ascomycota; Eurotiomycetes; Eurotiales; Aspergillaceae. The record is from RefSeq and is a predicted model, not a curated record. The coding region runs from base 1 to 450 and encodes 149 amino acids.
AUGCAUGUACUGCUGGGUCAUUACGAAGAGUAUCAUAAGAAGAAGCCAAACAAGCAUUCUUCGUUGUUGAAUGAUGUGCGUCUUGCUUGCGCACACCUGUCAAGCUCCCCAGACGGGGACUAUCAAAGUCAUGAAGCGGAUGGUCAAUCAGAUGACGAGGGGGAGGGAGCCCCGAUGGAUGAAGGCAGUGAUAAGGACCAAAAUGACUGGGCCAUGGAGGCCGACGGUGUGGCCGAGCAUGAACAGGGGUCAGUCAAGGACCAAUCUUCUGACGAUCCCUCCGAGGGUUCGAUCAUGAUGGCUUUUACUAUUUGUCAGAAAUAUGGUGGAUUCGCAUGUGGAUUUCUGGGUAUAUACCCACAAUAUCUUACGACAUCAUUAUCAGACACCUCACAAAAUCGUGCAUACUACUCUUUGUCAGCAUGUCCUACAAAAUUGCCAGUUUCAUAG